Messenger RNA from Durusdinium trenchii, 1290 nucleotides. Lineage: Eukaryota; Dinophyceae; Suessiales; Symbiodiniaceae. The record is from the annotation of a GenBank genome assembly.
AUGCUGACCUUUUUUAAGAAGUGGAAGCAAGCAGGGAAUGAAGCCAAGCGCUCGAAGAGCCUUAUUUGGAGGUGGUUUCCCAAGAGCAAGGACUCCUGUGCUUUCAAAUCUAUGAAGAUCUGUGCAGACUUGUCCUCCGUGCUUUGUGUAAUCCUUGGCUGGGUUUGGGGCUUCAUCUAUAGGGAAGCUGGAAUCAAUUCAGUGAGGCUCAUCAAUGACAGCGAAAGCAAUGGCUUUGUUUUCCUUCUCCCCAGCUUUGACGGCAAAACUCCAGACCUCAUCGUGCCUGCAGUGAUGAUUGCAGUGGUGGGCUUCUUGGAAACCAUUGCCGUAGGUGGCAAGAUGGCCAACGAAAAGCGAUACAGCUACGAUGCAAACCAAGAACUUCUGGCCUUGGGUGCUGCGAAUGUUGGUGGAGCCUUCAUGGGAGCUUUCCCCAUUACAGGCGGCUUUUCCAGGACAGCAGUCAACGCCAUGUUUGGUGCGAGCUCCCCAUUGGCUGGUGCCUUGACAUCGAUCAUCGUGGUGAUUGCGGUGUAUUCCUUGAUGCCAGUGGUGGAGAUGCUGCCUUUGGCAGCCUUAGCUCCCUUGAUCAUCCAUGGUGCUAUUGGUGUUACUGACUUUAAGGCUUUCAUCCCCACCUUCAAGGGAAACAAGUUGGACUUCCUCAUCAUGUUGUUCACCUUUUUGAUGUCUCUUGGCUUGACGGUGAAGGAGGGCCUGAUCACCGGCGUGGCACUCUCCAUCCUGAAGCUCACCUAUGAAGUGGCUAUGCCCAACUUGGCCGUUUGUGGGCAGGUGGAAGAUGGGACCUUCAGAGAUGUGAGGUACUAUCCAGAGGGUCAGAUGAUACCCAAGAGCGUCGUAGUUCGAAUGGAUGCUGGAAUAAGCUUCGCAAACACCAGACGCUUGCAGGAGUUUUGCAUGCGUGCAAUGAGCGCCGCAAGCAAAGCUGACUCCUCGGUGUCACAUUUGAUCUUGGAUUGCAAAUCCGUCAACGGCACCGACAUGACUGGGUGUGAGGCCAUCGAAAACCUCGCCAUUUCGUUGGAGAAGCGCAAGAAAUCCCUCGUUUUGGCCAACUUGAAGGCACCGCUCACGAAGGCCAUGUUCGCAGCCGGGGUCGACAAGCACAUCGAGGCGCAUGGUGGGCACCUUUGUUGGAACAUGGCCCAAGCCAUCGCUUUAGUCAAUGGCGGCGAUCCCGCAGCAGCCAAAGGGUCUGUGGCUGAUCUUCACAGCCGAGUUCAAUCCAACGCAAUGACUUUCAAGCAAUGUAUCCCUCUCUGA